Messenger RNA from Penicillium nucicola, 2298 nucleotides. RefSeq names its product mRNA-binding ribosome synthesis protein NOC2. Gene Ontology annotation, cellular component: nucleoplasm; Noc2p-Noc3p complex; Noc1p-Noc2p complex. Gene Ontology annotation, biological process: ribosomal large subunit biogenesis. Lineage: Eukaryota; Fungi; Ascomycota; Eurotiomycetes; Eurotiales; Aspergillaceae. Bases 1 to 2298 code for a protein of 765 amino acids. The transcript has a single exon. The record is from RefSeq and is a predicted model, not a curated record.
AUGGCCGGAGCCAAGAAAUCUACGAAGAAGUUCGAAAAGAACCAUCUUAAGGAUGUCAUCGAACGCCGCAAGUCCCACGCCAAGGUGAAGCAAAGACACCAAUUGAACGACAAGCGCAAAGAAAAAAAUGCUACAAAACGCGCCGAAGCCGAGGAGGCCAAUGAGAUCAGCCCCGAAGAAGCGAAGAAGCAGAAUGCUUUCGCCGAAAUGAAUGUCGACGAUUUCUUCGCUGGUGGCUUCGAAAUCCCCGAGGAAAAGGGCAAGAAGUCCAAGAAGGAUGUCACCCCCAAGAUCGGCAAGCGCAAGCGCUCAGAAGACAAGGCGCAGGCCGAGGAGGCUCCCGAGGAGGACGAUAAUGAAGAUGAUGCAAGCAGUGUCGACGGAUACGACGAACACAAGGAGCAGCUGGAGUCAUUGAAAGAAAAGGACCCCGAGUUCUACAAAUACCUGAAGGAGAACGAUGCCGAACUACUCGACUUCGGCGAUCAAGGCGAUCUGUCAGAAGUCGAUGCCUUGAGUGAAAGUGAUGAGCCCGAAGACGAGGAACCCGCGAAGAAGAAGAAGAAGUCAAAGAAGGACGAGGAGGCCGAGCCUGAGAGCACCACCCUCACCAUCCAGACCGUUAAGAAGUGGCAUCAGUUAAUGGAGGAGCAGAACUCGAUUCGCGCUAUGCGUCAAGUUGUGCUCGCCUUCCGUGCUGCUGCCCACGUGAACGAUGCCGAUGCCCCAGAGCAAAAGUACACCAUCUCCGACAAGAACGUUUACCACCAGGUGCUUGUCACGGCCCUCAACACCGUUCCCAAGGUCCUGGCUCAUCACCUUCCCGUCAAAGAGACCGCUGGAGGAAAGAUCCGUGUGUCCCUGGACUCGAAAAAGUUCAAGACCCUUACGCCUCUGAUCAAGUCUCACACCUCCUCGGUCCACCAGCUUCUGGUCAACCUGUCUGAUGCAUCCACACUCAAGCUGACCCUCUCGUCGAUUGAGCCCAUGCUGCCAUACCUUCUUCAAUUCCGCAAGGUGCUGAAGACACUCGUUAAGACCGUUGUCGGUAUCUGGGCUGAUGUCUCCACCAACGACGCAACCCGCAUUACUGGUUUCCUACUUUUGCGCCGUCUUAUGGUUCUUGGAGAUGCUGGUAUCCGUGAGAGCGUGCUCAAGGCCACCUACGAGGGUGUUGUGAAGGGCAGCCGUAACACGACUGUGCACACACUUGCAGGCGUGAACUUGAUGAAGAACUCCGCCGCCGAGAUCUGGGGUAUUGACCAGAACGUCUCAUACACCACCGGAUUCUCCUUCAUCCGUCAGCUGGCCAUGCACUUGCGUUCCAGCAUCACCAACACCUCCAAGGAGUCCUACAAGACCAUUUACAACUGGCAAUACGUGCACUCGCUGGACUUCUGGUCCCGUGUGCUCUCCCAACACUGUGAUGGUCUCGUCGAGGCCCAAUCCGGCAAGCUGUCCGCUCUGCGUCCUCUCAUCUACCCCGUUGUGCAGAUCACCCUCGGUGCCAUGCGCCUCAUUCCUACCGCUCAGUACUUCCCCCUGCGCUUCCAGCUGACCCGCGCCCUGCUUCGUAUCUCCCGUGCCACCGGCACCUACAUCCCGCUCGCAUCCUCACUCCUGGAGGUCCUGACCUCAGCCGAGAUGCGCAAGCACCCCAGAUCCAGCACUCUUAAGCCCCUGGACUUCAACACAGCCAUUCGCGCGCCAAAGUCCUACCUUCGCUCGCGCACCUAUCAAGAUGGUGUGGGUGAGCAGGUCGCCGAGCUCCUCUCCGAGUUCUUUGUUCUGUGGUCCAAGCACAUUGCCUUCCCAGAGUUGUCUGUGCCCGUCGUUGUAUCCCUUAAGCGCUGGCUGAAGCAGGUCUCUGCCCGCUCUGGCGGAAACAAGAACGCCAAGAUCAAUCAGAUGAUCCUGCUUAUCGUGCAAAAGGCUGAGGCCAACGCCCGCUGGAUCGAACAGCGCCGUUUGAACGUCUCUUACUCUCCCCGCAACCGCACCGAGGUUGACACUUUCCUGAAGGACGUUGACUGGGAAACUACACCCAUCGGCGCCUUCGUCAAGAUACAGCGCAAGCUUCGUGAGGAGCGCGCUGCUGUUCUCGAAGAGGGUCGUCGCGAAGAGGAGAAGCGGAGAGAGGAGGCCAAGAAGAACGGUGGCGAUGAUGAGGUGAUGGGUGGUGUUGGCAGCGAUUCCGGCAGCGAAGAUGAGGACGAAGAGGAAUUGGAAAGCGAGGAGGAGCUUGAGAUCGAGGGCGAAGAUGAAAGUGAAGACGAGAUGGAGAUGGAGGACGAGUAG